ACCCCUGCCCGCACCCUGCCCGGCGCCAUGGGGAAGGGGCAGCUGUCGGGGGGCGCCUGGGGGGCUCUGGUGCUGCUGGGGCUGAUGCUUCCCGCGGCCCCGGUGGGUGCCUGGUACAAACACGUCGCCAGCCCCCGGUACCACACUGUGGGCCGAGCCUCGGGGCUGCUGAUGGGGGUCCGCCGCUCCCCUUACCUUUGGCGCCGGGAGCUGCCGGCAGAGCCCUCUCCCCGCCCCAGGGCUGCCCCGCCACCGCCCCCGGGACACCCCCGGACUGCGGACACCCUCCCGCCAGCCCCGGGACCCCCCCGGACCGGGGAGACCCCUCCGGUGCCGCCCGAUCCCGGCCGCAUCCUGCAGCGUCUGCUCCGGAGGGGUUGGGGCUGGGGCGGCCCCCGCCCGGCUCCCCCCGGGCCCCGCGGAGCUCAGCUCCUCCUGCCUGAGGACGUGGUUCCGACCCGCUGAGCCUGCCGGGGAUGCUUCCAGCACCGCAGGAGCUGGGACUGCCCCAGGUGGAGCCCACGCACCCUGGCUGGGAGGAAGAGUCUGACGGGGAGAUCUGCGGGUACUUGGACCUCUCAGAAAAACCACACAGACAAUUGCAUUCCAAAAAACCAUUAAAAAUAAUAAUAAUAAAAAAAAAAAAAGUGUUUUUUCGUGGCCGCUGUCCAGGCGCAGUGGUGAAUUCAUCU
This is a messenger RNA of Calypte anna (Anna's hummingbird), 692 nucleotides long. RefSeq names its product neuropeptide W (gene NPW). The transcript is spliced from 2 exons. NCBI's taxonomy places the organism in Eukaryota, Metazoa, Chordata, Aves, Apodiformes, Trochilidae. Bases 28 to 465 code for a protein of 145 amino acids. Gene Ontology annotation, molecular function: G protein-coupled receptor binding. Gene Ontology annotation, biological process: feeding behavior; G protein-coupled receptor signaling pathway. The record is from RefSeq and is a predicted model, not a curated record.